CCAAAGUGAAUAGAAUGUCGUCUGUCCGUCGUUCCCUUGAUCCCCCUGUUUUGAUAUUUUUAUUCAUUUUUGAGUUCAGUUUUUAUAGUUUUGCUCUCUCACAGCGAUUACCAGAUGCUGAAGUCGAAGCUCUAAAAGAAAUAGCAAAUACAUUAGGAAAGAAGGACUGGGACUUCGCGGAUCCAUGUAAUAAUUCUCCGGGAGUUCAAUGUACCUGCACUUUCUCUAACAACACCAUCUGCCACAUUACCAAAAUAGAUAUUCAAGAGCAGAGUUUACCCGGCACAUUACCGCCAGAGCUCGUAAAGCUUCCCCACCUCAAAAUAAUUCAACUUAGUCGUAACUACCUUAAUGGUACAAUCCCUAAAUCAUGGGGUUCCAUGAAAUUGGAAGAAAUCUAUCUCACUGGAAAUCGAUUAAUUGGUCCAAUCCCAGACGAGAUAGGAAACAUCUCUACCCUAAGAAAUAUAUGGGCGGGCUACAAUCAAUUUUCUGGACCUCUUCCACAAACAUUUGGAGAUAUUUUAGGCAUAAAAAGCAUAAGGUUUGUCGCGAGCAAUCUAACUGGGGAAUUUCCAGAGACAUUUUCUAAGCUAACCAACUUGAAUGACCUCUGGAUAAGUGACAACCAGUUUACCGGAAAGAUACCUAGUUUUAAGAAUUGGAGGAACCUGACAAGACUAGAAAUUCAAGCAAGCGGUUUAGAAGGGCCAAUUCCAUCUGACAUCUCUGUCUUGGAAAAAUUAGAUAUCUUGAUCAUUAGUGAUUUAGAUGGUAUAGAAGGUUCAUUCCCACCACUUAAUAACUUGAACUUGACGACACUUAUUCUAAGGAAUUGCAAUAUUAGUGGAACCUUACCUGCCUAUCUUGGCAAUAUGACGAAACUUCGUACAUUAAAUCCAUUACUCUCGAUGGCCGACCCAGAGUUAUACACGGCAGCGCGCAUUUCUCCACUAUCUCUAACUUACUAUGGGUAUUGUUUGAUUAAUGGAAAUUAUACUGUGAAACUCCACUUCGCGGAGAUAUUAUUCCCAAAUGAUGAGUCAUUCAGCAGUCUUUCGAGGCGCGUAUUCAAUGUCUACAUUCAGGGAAAGCUAGUGUUGAAAGAUUUUGAUAUUGUGAAAUCAGCGGGUGGGGCUCGUAAGUCGGUUAUUAAAAUCUUUACUGCGGUUGUGACUAGUAAUACCUUGGAAAUUCGGUUCUACUGGGCAGGGAAAGGCACACAAAGGACCCCUGCUGCUGGAUACUAUGGUCCUCUUGUUUCAGCUAUUUCUGUUAUAAAUCCGGAUGUUGUCCCUCGUUUAGUUGGUGUACCUCGUGGAAACAAAAUCUCUGCAGGGGUGGUGGUGGGAAUUGUCAUCGCUUCUGUAUUGUGCCUUGCGGCCACUACUUUGGGGGCUCUCUGGUGGAAGGGCUACUUUGGGAGGCAAAAUGAGACCGAUCAAGGGCUUAGAGGUUUGGACAUAAACACUACUUCCUUCACAUUAAGGCAAAUAAAAGCUGCCACAAACAACUUCGCUGCUGAAAACAAGAUUGGUGAAGGUGGUUUUGGGCCUGUUUAUAAGGGUCAUCUUUUAGAUGGUACAAUAAUUGCUGUGAAACAACUAUCAUCCAAAUCCCAACAGGGAAAUCGUGAAUUUGUGAAUGAGAUAGGAAUGAUUUCUGCCCUACAACACCCUAAUCUUGCAAGGCUUUUUGGAUGCUGUAUGGAAGGAAACCAGUUACUUGUGAUUUAUGAAUACAUGGAGAAUAAUAGUCUUGCCCGUGUUUUGUUCGGCGAAGAAGAGGUUCAGCUGAAGCUUGAUUGGCCAACAAGGCACAAGAUUUGUGUGGGUAUAGCCAGAGGCCUAACUUAUCUGCAUGAAGAAUCAAGGCUGAAGAUUGUCCACAGAGACAUUAAGGGUACUAAUGUACUUCUUGAUAAGCAUCUUAACCCAAAGAUUUCUGACUUUGGUUUGGCAAAACUUCACGAGGAAGAUAAAACCCAUAUUAGCACUCGAAUUGCGGGUACUCGUGGCUAUAUGGCACCAGAGUAUGCAUUGAGGGGAUAUCUGACUGACAAAGCAGACGUUUACAGUUUUGGCGUUGUCGCAUUAGAAAUAGUCAGCGGGAAGAGCAAUACAAGUUACUUGCUAAAAGAAGCAGACUGUGUUUAUCUUCUUGACUGGGCUUUAUUUCUUCAGAAGAAUGGAUGUUUGAUGGAGUUGGUCGAUCCAAAGUUGGAAUCCAUAUUCGACGAGGAGGAAGUUCUACGGACGGUUAAUAUAGCUCUUGCAUGCACGAACGCAUCUCCAGCACAAAGACCUAGGAUGUCUUUGGUAGUCAGCAUGCUUGAAGGUCAAACUGCUUUUGAAGAAUUUGUUUCAAAUCCAGUAAGUGAGCCUAGCAAUGAUUUGAAAUUCCAAGCUAUUAGCGACAAUCUUGAACAGAACCUGAUAGAUCAUAGCCAAGCACAGAGUAUUUUGAAAGAUGUUCAACGUUCAGAGUCAUCAACUUCUGCUAUUGAUCUUUAUCCACUCGUUAUGGAUUCAGAGUACUGGAGUAACAGAGUGUCAGAGAGUAGAGAAGUUUGAACCUAUGCAUAUAAUCCACAUGAAACAAUCGUGUCUGUUGUUUUUACUUGAUCAGGGAUCCAGGGUCACAUUUCUGUUAAUUUGAUGGAAUUAUGUGCACAAUGCAUGACAGUAUGUUUUCUUUGAAUCACUAGAUUUUAAAUUCUUGAGUUCCUCCUUUUUGCUCGUGGAAUUUAAAUUCCUGGAAGGGAGAAAUAGAAGGGUUUUUGGUGGCAGGGCCAUGGAGGUUAUUGAGCUUACUACGGUUAUUAAACAGAUCAUUGGUUUUGGUGGCAGGGCCAUGGAUGUUUUUAGGAUUUUUACUAUUAGUCAAGUUCCUUUUCAAUGGGACACAGUUAAUAUGUAGUUGUUUUUGUGGAACCGUCCCUUUGCUUGUAAAUACUUCUUUUUUCUUUAAAAUAACCUGUUCUCUCU
Papaver somniferum (opium poppy) is the source of this 2987-nucleotide messenger RNA. Its product is annotated as probable LRR receptor-like serine/threonine-protein kinase At1g07650. The transcript has 19 exons. NCBI's taxonomy places the organism in Eukaryota, Viridiplantae, Streptophyta, Magnoliopsida, Ranunculales, Papaveraceae. The record is from RefSeq and is a predicted model, not a curated record. Gene Ontology annotation, molecular function: protein kinase activity; ATP binding; protein binding. Gene Ontology annotation, biological process: protein phosphorylation. The coding region runs from base 15 to 2573 and encodes 852 amino acids.